Tarenaya hassleriana is the source of this 1431-nucleotide messenger RNA. RefSeq names its product clathrin interactor EPSIN 1. The coding region runs from base 132 to 1235 and encodes 367 amino acids. The transcript has 10 exons. Gene Ontology annotation, biological process: endocytosis. NCBI's taxonomy places the organism in Eukaryota, Viridiplantae, Streptophyta, Magnoliopsida, Brassicales, Cleomaceae. The record is from RefSeq and is a predicted model, not a curated record. Gene Ontology annotation, molecular function: clathrin binding; phospholipid binding. Gene Ontology annotation, cellular component: clathrin vesicle coat; plasma membrane; endosome.
UUGAAGGAAAAAAAAAAAAGCGAUAAAUAAAACAAACCGAACCAGUCGCCUGAUCAGAUCUCAAUUUCUCCUCCCACCAAAAAUUUUGCAGGUUUUGUUUCACUCGUUGAUCCUGGUUCCUCAGUUUCGAAAUGGAUUUCAUGAAGGUCUUCGAUGAAACGAUUCGGGAAAUAAAGAGGGAGGUGAAUCUGAAGGUUUUGAAGGUCCCCGAGAUCGAGCAAAAGGUAUUGGAUUCUACAGAUAAUGAACCUUGGGGCCCCCACGGUUCUGCAUUGGCCGAGAUAGCUCAGGCCACAAAGAAAUUCACGGAGUGCCAGAUGGUUAUGAAUGUUCUAUGGACAAGGUUAGGCGAAGCAGGAAAAGAUUGGCGUUAUGUCUAUAAGGCACUGGCCGUUAUAGAGUAUCUGAUUUCACACGGAUCAGAUCGUGCGGUUGAUGAGAUUAUUGAACAUACUUACCAAAUAUCUUCACUCACAAGCUUCGAGUAUGUGGAACCAAAUGGAAAAGAUGUGGGAAUUAAUGUGAGGAAAAAGGCAGAAAACAUAGUGGCUCUGUUGAAUAAUAAAGAAAAAAUCCAGGAAACCAGAGAGAAAGCAGCAUCAAAUCGUAACAAGUAUGUUGGCCUUUCAUCAACUGGAAUAACAUACAAGUCUGGUUCAGCUUCAUAUGGUGGUAGUUAUCAAAGUGGUUCGAGAAACUUUGACAGCUAUAAGGAUAGAGAUUGCGGAGAAGUGGAGAAGAACGAUAUUGAUUCUUUCAGAAAGUCAAGGCAUGGUUUUAAAAGCGACAAACAUAGUUACAGUCCGAAGAAGAGUGAUUCACACUAUGGCAGGUUGGCGGCCAACCGUUGGCCUGAUGAUUUAGCAUUCUUGUCUCUAUGUGGUUUCAAUUCUCAAUCUGCAGUAAGGAUCAAGAUAAGUUAUCCAGUGGAACAAAGUCUUCGUCAAAGCAUCAAGAAUCUGGUGAAAUCUGGACUUUGGGCCGACUCACUGAGCCGAGGACUGAUUGACCUUAAUAUAACUGCUCCCAAGAAAGUAUCAUUGGCGGAUGUGGGCGUCGUGGGUGAUCUGAGCAAUGUCUCGGGUGAACAACAAAAGGCAGCUACGGCCGCACACUACACAGGAUGGUCGAUGGGAACGGGCUCUGGUCUCGGUGGAACGGGACUGUACGCUCCCCACCAGCAAGCGACUGAUAACUCGGACGAUUCCUUCUCCAGCCUCAGUGGCCAACAAUAACAAUACGGAGGAUUUAAGCAGUGAGUUUCAGACAAAAAAAUGAAGAAUAUGUUUUGGAUUCUGUCACAUACAGAUCCUGGUUUCCUGUGAAACCCAUGCCGUUUUCGGUUUCUAAGUCAGACUGGGAUCUGCGUGUUUUUUUCUCUCUCGCUGUUUUCGAAUUGAUGGAUAAAUUGUUUUUGUUAUUUGCGCUUAA